AGUUGCCAUGGAGACCGACAGUAACACCAGUUGUAAACUCCAUGGCAAGAGGGGAUGGCCACGUUAGCCCUGCUGCAAGCUCGGCAGACUUAUGUAGGAAAGCAGUACUACUAUAGGAACAAUGUUGUGAAUACAUUUAGAGAACAGGAGAAUGCCGCAGUAGUGAAAAUCCAGAGCUGGUUUCGAGGAUGUCAAAUUCGGGCAUAUCUCAGGCAUUUAGGCAGAGCAGCAACAAUUAUCCAAAAAUGGUGGAGAAGUUACUUAGGCAGAAAACAAUUUCAACUAACUGUGAAGGUAGCAUAUUAUACUAUGAAGAUGAAUCUCUACAAUGCAAUGGCUGUCAGGAUUCAGAAACGAUGGCGAGGCUAUAAGGUUCGGAAAUACCUCUUUAAUUAUUUUUAUUUCAAAGAAUACCUGAGAGCUGUUUCAGAGACCAAUGAUGCAAUUAGGGAGGCACUGGAGGAGUUCGCAGAGAUGAAAGAAAGAGAAGAGAAGAAGGCUAACCUCGAAAGGGAAGAGAGGAAAAAAAAUCACCAAGCACGAAAGACGCAUUACCUGCUCAGCACAAACCAGAUUCCAGGUAUAUACAAUUCACCAUUCAGAAAAGAGCCUGACCCAUGGGAAUUGCGGUUACAGAAGGUAAAGCCUUUAACACACCGAAAACCCAAAGUGAAGGAGGAGUACAACACAGACCUUACCAGCUGGCUCGCUUGCACGAGUGCCCGUUCUUUUCCUCCAUCUGAAAUUCUGCCACCUAUUAAUAGGAAGCAAUGUCAGGGGCCUUUCCGAGAUAUCACUGACGUGUUAGAACAACGCUACAAGCCUCUGGAGCCAACGCUGUGGGUGACAGAACCAAUCAAUGAAUUGAAGCUGGCUAGAGAGCAGCUCAGAAGAGAGCAAUGGGUGCGAAAUGUAAAUGAUAACAUGUUUUUUCCAUUUGCUUCCUACCAUAAAAAUAGUAAGUACAUCCCAUCGAUACAUACAUCAAGCAAGUAUGGUCCUGAUUCUUAUGGAAAACAACAAUUCCGAGCUGAAAAUCCUAAGAAAUGGAUCUGUGACAAGGAUUUCCAAACUGUAUUACCAUCAUUUGAGCUCUUCUCCAAGUAUGGAAAAUUAUAUUCAAAAGCUGGAGAAAUUGUAUAAAGUUUUGGUUUUAACAAAUAAAAGAAGAGAAAAUGUAAAAAUGAAGCUAAGGAAUGAAGUGAACAUGAAAUAAAAGACACCCACUGCCUGGAGUUCUGGAUUCUACUUUCAUGCUGAGCAGAAACCUUAACACGAGUCUCUUAGCCUCUGUGAUUUUCUCUCUCUUAUGUGUCAGAAGAAGCAACUGAAACUAUCUGCAUUAAGAGCGAAUCAGUUCUACAAGGACAUACAGAUGAGAAUCCUAUAGGAAAUACACUUAAACCAUACUUCCUAUGAUUUAAUAAACUAUAAUAUUUUGUAGCCUA
Messenger RNA from Microcebus murinus (gray mouse lemur), 1448 nucleotides. It is a transcript of the gene SPATA17, whose product is annotated as spermatogenesis associated 17. Gene Ontology annotation, molecular function: calmodulin binding. Lineage: Eukaryota; Metazoa; Chordata; Mammalia; Primates; Cheirogaleidae. Gene Ontology annotation, biological process: establishment of meiotic spindle localization; mitotic cell cycle; spindle organization. Gene Ontology annotation, cellular component: spindle pole. The record is from RefSeq and is a predicted model, not a curated record.